AGGGUAACAAACUAAAAAUAGUCAGUAUUGAGUUUUGUUGUGUGUGGAUUGUAAAAACUUUUUUAACUCAGGUAGUUUGUUCAAAUUAUAGAUUUUAAUAUGGGGACAGAGGCGAAUAAGGAUGACCGAAGCACACCAGAAUAUUUAGCACAGUUAUUAAAAGAUAAAAAACAAAUUCAAGCUCUUCCGAAUGUAUUCGUUCAUGUGGAAAAACUUUUAGACGAAGAAAUAAACAGAGUCAGAAUUUCACUUUUUCAUCACAAAACAAACAGAGAACCAUUAGAAUUACCACAAAAUGAAGGUGCUGCCGUCACAUUAUCAGAAAAAAUAUAUGUACCGUCAAAAGAACAUCCAGAGUUUAAUUUUGUGGGUCGGAUAUUGGGUCCGCGUGGUAUGACGGCUAAAGAAUUAGAACAGUAUACAGGUUGUAAAGUUAUGGUACGAGGUAAAGGCUCAAUGAGGGAUAAGAAAAAAGAAGAACAAAAUAGAGGUAAAGCCAAUUGGGAACAUUUAAAUGAAGAAUUACAUGUGUUAAUCACAGUAGAAGACACAAAAAAGAGAGCUGAAAUGAAAUUACAGAAAGCAAUUGAAGAAGUUAAAAAAUUAUUAGUUCCAGCACCUGAUGGUGAAGAUGAUUUAAAGAAAAGACAACUCAUGGAGCUAGCCAUAAUUAAUGGCACGUAUCGUGAUACAUCUAAACCGGCUACAGCCACAUCUCAAUCAGCACCUCCACCGAGUCGUAAGUCUACUCGAAUCUCGUCCCAAUACCUUGUGUGCGCUCCCAGGUUCAUGGGUCCACCUUUAACUGUUCAACAAGCUGCUCAAUUUCGUACCGGUACUCCUGCUGGAGCACCAAUCAUCUUAGCUCCUCGAAUGCCGAAUAUUGCUACAAGUACAGCUGGUAUCAUGAAUGGACAACCACCACCAUUAGUAUCACCCUCAGAGGGAGGGUUAAUGUAUAACCCAUAUGAUUAUCCUUUCACCUACGCUCCUGCAGCAGCUGCUAUAUUAGAGUACCCUACAGGACUAGAACAAGCUGCAGCUGGUAUGUUUGUCAGAUGAUGGCCUUAUAAUAAAAAGUAAUAUUGAAUAUAGUGAUAUGCCUGAUUUUUUAUUAGUUAGAUUAUUUUAUAUAUAUAUUUGAUACGUAGAAUAUAUCACUAUAUUCAAUAUUAAUUAAUAAUUUUAGUAUUAUACACAUUUGUAUGAAUUUUUUUUUUACGAUUUGAUUUAGAUUUGUAUGCUCAAUUUGUUAUCAAUAUGAUUUUAUCAAAGUAUCAUCCUAAGUGCAAUUAUAAACAUUCCAUGAUAUUGAAGAAAUUCAUAGGUCUAAAACCAAAAUGUGCAAUUUUUUUUACUUAGUUCACCAUGUGUGUUUUAUGGCUCAAAGCUAGUGCAAUUGUUUUCAGCAAGAU
Molecule: messenger RNA, 1415 nt
Organism: Lottia gigantea (owl limpet)
Lineage: Eukaryota; Metazoa; Mollusca; Gastropoda; Lottiidae
Exons: 6
Coding region: 100-1062 (320 amino acids)
Biological process (GO): regulation of mRNA splicing, via spliceosome
Cellular component (GO): nucleus
Molecular function (GO): mRNA binding
Source: RefSeq, a predicted model, not a curated record